GAGAUUGUAAGAUUAGAGGGGCGGGUGCGAAAAAAAAAGAAGAAAAAUAUAAAAAUAGAAGUUGAGGGUGGGAAAGAUUUCUGCUGUGACAAAGCGCGGCAAAUCGAUGGGAAAGUGCCGAUUGUCGCCGUUGCUACCGCUGCUGGUGUUGAACGUGGGAAGGUGUUAUUCAAAGUGAGGCUGCCCUUAAAGGCUUUGCUGUUUGCUGGAGGGAAGAAAAGAACGCUCUUCCCUCAAUACUGACCUCUUCAACUGCCAUCAACUAAACGGUUGAACUCAUAUUAGAACCCAGCCCGAACCAGCAGUAAUUAAAACUGGCAGCCCGAAGGACCCCCAACCCAGCAGUGGUCUCGUGCAACGAGUAGCAGACACUGCGGAGUUCACAGGACGGGACGACGUUCCAGGAGUGAAGGCCGGAGGGCCAAUGCAGUAAAAAUAAAAAUUUUGGCUCGAAACAAAACGGUUGGAACGUCGCAGGAUUAAACGAUUUUCGAAAGGGGUUUGAAGAAAAAAAAAGUGUCUGUGAAUGUGUGUGUGAAAAAGUGAGACAAAAACGGCGAAAUAGUGGUGCAGUGCAACAGAAACUACAGAAACUCGAUGCAGAGCAUAAAUGAAAAUUAAGUGUAGUUCUGUGACGAGCAGACAGUGCCGACUUCGUCCUGCAGCACAGCUUGCAAACUGAAGGCAAAGUUCUAAAACGCCCUGCCCGAGUACGAAAAAUCGCGCCGUGUAGAGUUUCGAGCUCACCAAUACAGGCGAGCGCGCGCGCUCGUGCCGUGGAGACUUUCGUUCGUGCUCUCCACACGCUGUCCUGCGAGCUUCGGCUCGGUUCGGGUCGCACGCACACAGUCGAAAGCGGAGUUCGGGUGCAGCUCAAACAGCGAAGCCGAUAUAUACGAGUGGGCUCGCGCGGCACCCUAGUUUAGUACAACUUUAGACGUUCGCGAAGGCAGACGUGUACGCGCAAGAAACUUGAACGCGCGCGAUCGUUUUCGAACAAGUAGCCAAGAAAGAGAGGAUAAUAAUUACGCGUUCAGAACGAACUCAUAAAUCGUGAAAUCGGAAACCGACCCAAAAGGACUGCAAGAAUUAAGUGCUGGGUUUGUGGAAAGGAAAAACGAGCCAAGAGUGAAGUUACUACGAGAUUGGCGAAGAUGAGAUAUUACAUGACAUAACAGCGAGCUGUUGGAUGUUUCGCGCCAGUGUUCUUUAAUUUGUUGUGAAAAGAAGAAGUGUGUGUGUGUGAGUGUUCCUCGACAAGCGCCUGAAAAAUGGAAUGAAUUUAUCUUAAAUGAUUGAAGCAGCCGAUAGAAGCGAAGAACAAGUGGUUCAAUUUCAAGCGCGUCGUACGGGACGAAGACCACGGUGGAAGUCACCGCGUGAAGAUAGAGUUUAUGAAAGCUGAAAAAUGAGUCUAAUUACGCGAAAGACCGAGCUGGUGGCGCUGCCGGCGUUGCUGCUGGUGCUGCUGCUCUCGGUUCAGGUCAACUACAGCCUGCAGUACGACUCGGCCGAGGCACGGUACUUCCCGUCCAACCCGGCCGUGCUGGACACCGCAAAUCUGCGGUACGAUGCCCCGGACGACUGCAAGUACCGGGUCACGCCGGACGACGAGGUCGAUCUGGUGUGCAAUCUACGCACCGUCAACAGUGAAUUCGACAACACGAACUUUAGUGUGAUUCCCUCGGAACACACCGCCUCGCUGACCAUCAUGUGCAACGAGGCCAUCAUGGCCCGCAGCAAGCUGCAGCCCAAAUCGUUUGCCCAUCUGAUGCGCCUCAAGGCACUCUCACUCGAGUACUGCAAGAUUGGCAAGUUUGGCAACGAUGUCCUGUCCGGGCUCAGCGAUCUGCGGAACUUUACCCUCCGCACGCACAACAUCAACUGGCCCGAGCUGAACCUGGAAAUCGAUCCGGAAGUGUUUGUGCACAGCAAAAACCUCGAGCAGCUCGACCUCAGCAUGAACAACAUCUGGUCCCUGCCAGACCACCUGUUCUGCACGCUGAACAACCUCCGGUCGCUGAACAUCAGCUCGAACCGCCUGCAGGACGUCAACGACUUGGGCUUCCGAGAGAAACCAAUCGUCAAGGACGAGGCCACAACCCACAACGGAACCGCCCACAUCUGCAACCUCGACCUGGAGGACCUGGACGUGUCCAAGAACCACUUCGUCCUCCUACCAGCCAGUGGAUUCGGCAUGCUGAAACGCCUCAAGCUGCUCAAAAUCCACGACAACGAGAUCUCCAUGGUCGGCGACAAGGCCCUCAACGGCCUCAAAGAGCUCCAAAUCCUGGACCUCAGCUCCAACAAGAUCGUCGCCCUCCCGACCGACCUCUUCAAGGACCCCGCCCAAUCAAUCCAGGAGAUCUACCUCCAAAACAACUCCAUCAGCGUCCUCUCCCCGGGACUCUUCUCCAAGCUCGAGCAACUCCAGGCCCUGGACCUGUCCCAGAACCAGCUGACCUCCGCCUGGGUCAACCGCGAGACCUUCUCCGGCCUCAUCCGCCUCGUCCUCCUCAACCUGGAAAAGAACAAAAUCACCAAACUCGAGUCGGAAAUCUUCUCCGACCUGUACACCCUCCAAAUCCUCAACCUGCGCCACAACCAGCUGGAAAUCAUCGCCGCCGACACGUUCUCCCCGAUGAACAACCUCCACACCCUGCUCCUCUCCCACAACAAAAUCAAGUACCUCGACGCGUACUCGCUGAACGGCCUGUACGCCCUGUCGCUCCUCUCGCUGGACAACAACGACCUCAAGGGUGUCCACCCGGAGGCGUUCCGCAACUGCAGCUCGCUGCAGGACCUCAACCUGAACGGCAACGAGCUGACGCAGGUCCCCCUCGCACUGAAAGAUAUGCGACUGCUGCGAACGGUGGAUCUCGGCGAGAAUUCAAUCACCGUGAUUGAGGAGCCCGGCUUCCGCGGGAUGAACAACCUGUACGGACUGCGGUUGAUUAGCAACAACAUCGAGAACAUUACGCGAAAGGCGUUCAAGGAUCUACCGAGCUUGCAAAUUUUGAACUUGGCGAGAAACAAGAUUCAGUUCAUCGAGAAGGGCGCGUUUGAGCCGGCGUUCAGCGUGCAGGCCAUCCGGUUGGACGGCAAUUUGCUGACCGACAUUGAGGGGCUGUUUGGGGCGAUGCCGAACUUGGUGUGGCUGAACAUGUCGGACAACCGGCUGAGUGAGUUUGAUUACUCGCAGAUUCCGGUGCACCUGCAGUGGUUGGAUUUGCACAAGAACGAACUGACGACGCUCGGGAAUCGCUUGGGGUUGGACAAUCAGCUGUACCUGCAGACGCUGGACGCAAGCUUCAACCGGUUGACGAAGGUGACGCCCACGAGCAUCCCGAACAGCAUCGAGUUUCUGUUUCUGAACGAUAACCAGAUUUCGCACGUGGAGCCGCACUGCUUCAUCCACAAGACGAACCUGACGCGGGUCGAUCUGUACGCGAAUCAGCUGAUCGGGCUGGACAUUAAGGCGCUGCGGUUGCAGCCGGUUCCGGAGGACAAGCAGCUGCCGGAGUUUUACAUUGGGGGGAAUCCGUUCGUGUGUGAUUGCACCAUCGAUUGGCUGCAGAAGAUUAACCACGUGACUUCGAGGCAGUAUCCGACGAUUAACGACAUCGAGACGGUGUACUGCAAGUUGAUGUACGAUCGGGAGCGGGCGUUCAUCUCGCUGAUUGAGGCCGAACCGAAGCACUUUUUGUGCAGCUAUACGACGCACUGUUUCGCGCUGUGCCAUUGUUGUGAGUUUGACGCGUGUGAUUGUGAGAUGACGUGUCCGAACAAGUGCUCGUGCUAUCAUGACAAUAGUUGGUCGACGAACAUUGUGGAGUGCUCGGCCGCGGACUAUACGGACAUUCCGAACAAUAUCCCGAUGGAUACGACCGAGGUGUACAUUGACGGGAAUAAUCUGGUGGAACUGUCGGGGCACAGUUUUAUCGGCAGGAAGAAUUUGAAGGCGUUGUACGCGAACCACUCGAACAUUGAGAUAAUUUACAACACGACGUUUAUUGGACUGAGAAGGUUGACGGUGUUGCAUCUGGAGCACAACAACAUUCAGAAACUGUACGGGAAUGAGUUUAGUGCGUUGGAAAGUUUGCGUGAGUUGUACCUGCAGGGUAACAAGAUCUCGUACAUUGAAGACCACACGUUUUCGGAACUGAGGAAGUUGGAAGUGUUGCGUUUGGACGGGAAUCGUAUUAGUAGCUUUGAAGUGUGGCAGCUGGCGUCGAACCCUUAUCUGGUGGAGAUUACUCUGGCGAACAAUAUGUGGACCUGUGAUUGUAUGUUUUUGAACAAGUUGCGGGUGUAUCUGCAGUCAAACCAGGAGAAGAUAGUGGACGCUAGUGAGAUUGGUUGCAUCUACAACAACUCGACCAGUAUUCUGAAGGAGAAGAACGGAACCAAGUGUACGUUCCGGGGUGAGGGAAUGAGUUCGAUCGUGCACACGCAAGAGAUUGAAGAUAUGUUGCCGCUGUUGUUGGUGGCGACCUGUGCGUUUGUUGGGUUCUUUGGGCUGAUCUUCGGCAUGUUCUGCUACCGGAAGGAGCUGAAGGUGUGGGCUCACAGCAGCUGUUUCGGUUCGUUGUGCUACAAGAGUGGUACGUUCGUGAACGAGUUUGACAAGGAUCGGCUGUACGACGCGUACAUCAUCAACUCGCUGCAGGACGAGCACUUUGUGAACCAGGUGCUGGCCUCGACGCUGGAGAACGACAUUGGGUUCCGGUUGUGUAUGCACUACCGUGACUUUAACAUCAACACGUACAUCGCUGAUACGAUUGUGGAGGCGGUGGAGAGUUCCAAGCGAGCGAUUCUGGUGCUGUCGAAGAACUUCUUGUACAACGAGUGGACGCGAUUUGAGUUCAAGGGUGCGAUCCAUGAGGUGCUAAAGCGACGCAGGAAGUUGGUCAUCAUCCUGUACGGAGAUCUUCCGCAGCGCGACCUGGACGCCGAUAUGCGGUUGUACCUGCGAACCAACACCUGCAUCGAGUGGGACGACAAGAAGUUCUGGCAGAAGCUGCGGAUCGCGUUGCCGCACGUCAAGAAGAGCAACUGCUUGAACAAGCGUUCGGCGAUCAACAUCUACGCAACGGCCAACGAGUACAACACUGCGGCGGGACGACCCCGGUUGGUGGGCCCCGGCAACGCCGGAACGCUUCCAGCCCCGGGCCACGCCCGGCACGAGAGCCACAGCUACGCCACCAUCGGCGGAAACUGUCCGAGAAACUGUGAUAACUAUGAUACGGUUAGUAAUUGUAAAUAUAACACGACCCAGCACGAGCGCCGGCUGAACGACUUCAGCCGGAAGGCGGCCGAUCGGCAGCACGAGUACGCGGUUCCUUCCAACUGUUUGCUGGACACGACGCACGAGACGUACAACACCAGCUGCGAGCGGAUCGCCGGCAACGAGACGUUCGAGUGCACCAGCAGCAGCAAGUACUCGACGUCCUCGCGGGGUUCGAGCGAGUGUUCGCACUCGAUCAACGGGUUCCAUCAGCAGCAGCAGCAGACGGCCCCGAACGUCCUGUCUACCAACUUUAUGGUCGGCGGCAAGGCCGGCGCCGUUGGUGGCGAUCCCGCGGGCUUCAACACCACUACCAGUGCUUCUAACAAUUUGAAUAGUAAUAGUAGUUACAACAAUAGCAGUAGAAAGCCGAACAACUGCCCCGUGGUGGUGGACGGCGUCGGCAAAGGUGAUAGGCCCUCCGUGGGCACCAUGGGCGGCGACAAGAACAAUUUCAAUGAUAGAAGACUGCCACAGGCCAUGUGGGCAUAACGAUUACUUAAGUACAGGUUAGUUAAUUAUUUUUAUCGUUGAAUCGCGCAUUAAGCCAAGCGCGCUCGCACUCACACACAAACGCUUCACCAACUGUCAGCUGUCACUUUCACACACAGAGAACAAUAGCAACGACUUUUCUCUCUCUCUCUUUGCGCAACGCUUAAGCUCUUUCUCUCACCACAGUACACGCUCUCAAAACUCACUCGAAACCGCAAAAAAAAAAAAAAACAAUAGGAGAGAAGCGUGAGUUGUCACUCAGCUCACGCAGUGCCUUUAGAACCAAAUUAAAAAACAAAGAAAUGUCACAUGUAAAAAAAAACACAGAGAAUGCUUCCACCACACACACACCACCCCCCAAGUUUAGAGAGCAGGAAAAGAAGAUUAACAGUUACGACCGCUUAGUUGGGACGGUGAAAUAUGACAUUCUAAAGUGCAGGGUCGCUCUCUCUCGCUCUCACAGGGGGAUCAAAAAGUAAAAAAUCUCACACAAAUACAGAAAAAUGCGUUCCCAUGGUGAGGGUGAUGGACUCUCGCAGAGGGAAGGCAAAGAAUUCUAGUCACACACAAAAGAAGGUCUACACAGUGGAGACGAAACGAAGCGAAGGAACUAAUUCUAAUCUCUUCAGAAUCAAUCUUCCAUUACGGACUCGAUGAUUGAAAGCAGUUUCUUUUUUGUUCCAAAUCACACUCGCACACUCACACACGUGAAUCAAGCUUUGAAAAGAAGAAUUGAAUUCAAGAAUGGAGAAAAGGUAAUCUGAUUUUUCACGCUUAAGCUCAGGCUCGAUUUUAAUCGCUGAAAAUAGAUAGAUUGAAAAAUCUCUGCGCAGGUUGGACCACCCUAUUCUUCCCUCCGCUAGAUCCAAGUUGGCUAAUAGAUUAAGAGCUGAGGCUUAAAUUUCCCAACCAAAACGCGAUUAAUGGGGGCCAAUUUGGCCUCUUCCUGCGUGGAUUUUACCCCACUUUGCCCACGUGUGCAACGCUUUUUCAGAACAUCGCAAUUCUUGGGAAGAAGUUCUUUUCUUUUCGAACAAAAUAAGCCUCAUCCUGUUGCUUGUAAAGUCUUUCGCGUUUUUUCUUCUUAUUUCAUCCGCUUCGUUUCGAACCACGAAACCGAGCUGAAUGAAACGAAAAAGCCUUGUGUUAAGUGAUUUGGUAUGGAAAUUUAAUUGAAAACAAAUGAGAGAAAAGAGAGGUGAAAUAUUUUAAUUUCGUUACACGUGCAGAACAGAACACACGCAAGCAAGAGAGAGAAUAACAAAUUUGAGCAAAACACUGAAAUAAAAAAAAACACGUUAAAACAUGAGCACCGAAAUAAAGAAGCAAAUUAAUGCAGCAAAGUAGAAAAAAAAUACCCUCUAAAACAAAAGUCGUAAAUUGGUGCAGCCACACCGGAACUGAAUUGAUUUACAUCACUCUUUUUUUCCCUCCGUGAACCGUGAAAUAAUCCAGCUACACUGAAACAAAUUGGUUGAUCGUUUCCAAAAAACCCUUUCUUUUUUUGACGUUCCGUUGAAUUAAUCAGCAAAACAAGUGCAGUUGGAGCGCAUUGGCUAAUUGAAACACACUCACACCUACAAACAAAAAAACACACGAAAAGUUCCUCCAUAUUGGUGGAAGGUUAGGUUUCCUAUUAAAAGAAGAAAAAAAAAACAAGAAAAACACAAAAAAAAUACACAAAAUACGCUAAGAGUUCGAAACGAAUCGAAAGAAAUGUACAAUUUUGUUGCGUUAGUUUUUAUUACCUCAUUAAAGACACGAAGAUAAGUGGCCAGCAAGUUGAUUGAAUAAACCUUAAAAGAGUCUUACGAAUCUGUAAAUAUAGCAAACUUUUUAAACAAUUCAGCAAAAAAAAAAAACACAAACCACACACUUCUAGUACACAGUAUCAAAUUAUGUAAAUAUAACGAAAGCAAGAAUUUACGACUUAACUGCUAGCGAAAAAAAAACAACUACAAAACAGUAAACUACCAAACACUCACUCACACACACCAGUAACACACAUUUGACUACUACUUACUACAAAGAAGGAUACCAACUAAGCAAAAACCCACACUCACACACAGAAGAUUACAAAAAAGUGAACAAAAUUACUCGCGCUCCAUUAAAAAUUGAGUUUAAGAAGUCUUAGAAGUGGUGAAACAAAACCCGAGAGUAUUUGUUAAAAUAGUCAGCAUUUAAAAAGUAAGCAAGCAAAACAAAACAAACCUGUAAAUACUCUGAAAAGAAGUUAUGGAAAACCUAGCAGUUGAGAGAAAA
This is a messenger RNA of Culex pipiens pallens (northern house mosquito), 8041 nucleotides long. It is a transcript of the gene Toll-6, whose product is annotated as toll-like receptor 6. NCBI's taxonomy places the organism in Eukaryota, Metazoa, Arthropoda, Insecta, Diptera, Culicidae. Bases 1409 to 5779 code for a protein of 1456 amino acids. The record is from RefSeq and is a predicted model, not a curated record. Gene Ontology annotation, molecular function: protein binding. Gene Ontology annotation, biological process: signal transduction. The transcript has 4 exons.